AUGGCAAUGGACAGUGGUGAAGGAGAUUGUUGUAGUAGUGGAGGAGUUGGAGUGAAUAAUACUAGUAAUAUGGUUGAGAUUUCGGAAGAAGAUGAUCUACAAAGUCCUCCACCUUCGUCAAAGAACAACGAGAAGAAACCGAUUAACCAAUUAAAACCAAACAAAUUUGGUGUGGAAUUCAAAUGUCAAAGAAAACUUACAUCUAAGGUAUGGAAUAGCUUUGAUUUUAUGGAUCCUGAUGAAAAUGAAUAUGAGGGAAUUAUGAAGUGUUUCACUUAUUUAAAUCCUGAAGUGAAAGUUGUUUCAAGGAAUACCAUAAAGGAUUGGGGGAUUCAAAAGAAAGUAUUUUCAAUUACUCUAGAUAACGCUUCUUCUAAUGAUGCAAUGGUUGAUUUUUUGAAGACUGAAAUUGAUUUGGAUGAAUUGAAAGAGGCUGAUGAUGCUAUUAUAAAGGUUAAAAAUACUGUGAAGUACUAUAAAGUUUUGUACUAUAAAAAAGCAUUUAUUCAUUUGGCGAAAACUGAUGCUAAUUAUUUGCAUUGUCCAACAAGUGAUGAGUGGGGAAGAAUUGAAAGGACUUUCAAGUUCUUGAAGGUUUUCUACGAGAAAACUUGUGCAUUUUCUAGCUCUAAAUAUACUACUACCAAUCUUUAUUUUGCUAAUGUUUUGACGGUUAUAAUGUUGUUACACAAAGAAAAAGACAGUGAUGAUACUUUCAUGAAAAAUAUGGCUAGUCGGAAGUAUGAGAAGUUUGAGAAAUAUUGGGCUAAUUUUAGCACAGUUAUGGCAUUUGCGGCUGUUUUGGAUCCUCGUUAUAAAUUUCAGAUUGUUGAAUGGGGUUAUGAGAAAGUUUAUGGGCACGAGUACAAAUCUGAGUUGGCAAUAAUAAAAAAGAAAUUGUUUUCAUUAUUUGAUGAGUAUGUGGAUGAGUCACAUUUGAAUAAAACCAAAGUUGGUCAACCUAAGAGUGGAUCGUUGGACUCCCAAGAAGGAUCUCAAGAUGUGCUAGAUGUGGCUUCUGCUUCACUUAUGAUGAACUUCGAUACCUUUUCAAAUAAGGUGACUUCUCAAGUCGUAAAAUCUGAACUUGAAUGUUAUUUAGAGGAGAAGCUCAUGCCUCGUGUGAUCAAUCUAAACAUUUUGGACUAUUGGAGAACUCAUGAGGUUAGGUAUCCAACUCUUGCUCGGAUAGCUAGGGACAUCUUAGCUAUCCCUAUCUCAACAGUGGCAUCUGAAUCUGCUUUUAGCAUUGGCGGUAGGGUCCUUGAUGCUUAUAGAAGUUCAUUGAAGUCUUCUUACAAUUGA
Molecule: messenger RNA, 1305 nt
Organism: Cynara cardunculus var. scolymus (artichoke)
Lineage: Eukaryota; Viridiplantae; Streptophyta; Magnoliopsida; Asterales; Asteraceae
Product: zinc finger BED domain-containing protein RICESLEEPER 1-like
Exons: 7
Coding region: 1-1305 (434 amino acids)
Molecular function (GO): DNA binding; protein dimerization activity
Source: RefSeq, a predicted model, not a curated record